Messenger RNA from Helianthus annuus (common sunflower), 1084 nucleotides. RefSeq lists its product as uncharacterized. Lineage: Eukaryota; Viridiplantae; Streptophyta; Magnoliopsida; Asterales; Asteraceae. Bases 68 to 901 code for a protein of 277 amino acids. The record is from RefSeq and is a predicted model, not a curated record. The transcript has a single exon.
UUCUCAACUAUUUUUUUUUUUACAAUAAAAUAAAAUACGGUUGUUGUGGUUGAGUUGUGACUGAGAUAUGAACGGUAAAGGCGGUUAUUGUAUAGCCAAGUAUGGUGGUGGAGGGAUGUAUGGCUUCUCUAAGGUGGAUAGCAUAAUGCUCAAGUUUAGGCCGAUCGCGCCAAAACCGGUUACGACCGAGUUGGCUUCGUCUGCCGGGGAUGAGUAUGUUAAAUGUGGAAGAGGUAAGAGAAAGUAUGUUAGGGUUAACAAGAUUAUUAGAAAGAAAAAAGAUAAUUUUAAGAGAUGUGGUGGUGAGAAAAAAAAGUUGAAAACGUCACCACCAGCACCAGCGGUGGUAACGCUUCCUUUGCUGCCAGAGACACCAGAUCGGAAAGAGAACGAACCACGGGUUAAAUAUGAAAAUAAGGUUAACUUUAGCGGUUCGUUCUCAGAUCCUCUGGUAUCUCCUGUGCAGCAAAAUAAGAAACUACCGGUGUGGUUGUGCUUUAGCAACAUGACACAACCGUCAGUGGUUCGACGACCACAAGUGGUGUCGAAUGUGACGGUGGAAUGCGUAACUGACACGUGGGUGGAUACGGAAGGUUGUACGGACGAGGAAAGAGUGAUGAGCAUGGAGAAGGACACGUGUCCAGGGUUUAUAUCGGACGGUGAAGAUAGGGUGGUGUGGACAAACAAAGCGUAUAGGCAGAUGGCAGGAGGAGAUGAUAUCACGGUGGUGCUUGUACGGAAGGAUAAACGAACGCUUACGUAUCCAGCUUUCACUUGCAAAGUUAGGGUGCAGCAAACGCCGUCACCCACGUUAACACUGCCGUGUGAUGUUUGGAGGAUGGGGCGCGGUGCGUGCGCAUGGCGGUUGGACGUUAAAGCGGCCUUGAGUUUGGGCCGGUAAUGCUUCUACUUCUACAUCCGAUAAUAUUCACCACCAAUAAUUGUAAAUAUUUUUGUUUCUGUUUCUUUUGGUUUGGUGAUGAUAUAUAUUGUUGUUACGUGUUCUCUUAUGAUCUUAAAGAUUAUGAUGAGCGACUAGUUUGAAUUCGUGUACAGUUUUGACCUUAUUUCUUAUGAAUUAUAU